GAUGGUUUUGAAGCUUUACUGACCCAUCACUAUUUAAAGUGAUUUGCAUUAAAUUUAGAUUUAAAAGUUUGUUUAACAAGCCAAAACAAACACAAAUUGCCCACUACUCGUGCACAUCGCGCAAUGGAUCCUUCCUCAAGUCUGGCCGACAAACUGGCCUCUAAAACGGCCAGCAGCAACUCACUGGACAGCAGUUCCAAGUCGAGUUCCCUCGGCUCAAAACACGGCGGCGGCGAAAAUGGUGGACUGAGGGACACACCCUUCUCCUACUUGGACGGCGAAGAGGAUCAGGAUCAGAAAAACGAUGUCACAUACGUUUGCCCCUACCGCGGACCCGUCUUCGGAGCCUUGACCAUUACGAACUAUCGCCUGUACUUCCGGUCGCUGCCUCUGAGGGAUCAAGAGCCGCCCGUAGUGGUCGAUGUACCGUUGGGCGUGAUUGCGCGCGUGGAGAAGAUCGGCGGUGCCACGUCGCGCGGCGAAAACUCGUACGGCAUUGAGAUCUUCUGCAAAGAUAUGAGGAAUCUGCGUUUCGCACACAAGCAGCAGAAUCAUUCGCGCCGAACGGUGUUCGAGAAGCUGCAGACGAAUGCGUUUCCGCUCUCCUACAGCGGCCGCCUCUUCGCCUUUGCCCAUGCCGCCGCCAACGCUGUGAACGGCAGCGGCGGCUGGGACGGCUGGGCAGUGUACGAACCGCUGGCGGAGCUGCGACGCCUGGGCGUGCCCAACGACAUGUGGAGGGUCACCAAGAUAAACGAAGCCUAUGCCGUUUGCGAUAGCUAUCCGGCUGUUUGGGCGGUGCCCAAAGCUGCAUCCGAUGACUUUCUGCGUCGCGUGGCGCAAUUCCGUUCCCGCUGUCGUCUGCCAGUGCUGUCGUGGAUGAACCCCAAGACCCAGGCGAGCAUAACACGCUGCUCCCAGCCCCUGGUGGGCGUCAGUGGCAAAAGGAAUGCGGACGAUGAGACCUACCUGAGCUACAUCAUGGAGGCCAACGCUCAGUCGGACAAAUUGACGAUUAUGGACGCGCGACCCAGCGCCAAUGCCAUUGCCAAUAAGGCCAAGGGAGGCGGCUAUGAGUCGGAGGAUGCGUACAAGAAUGUGGAGAUCAAUUUCCUGGACAUCCACAACAUUCACGUGAUGCGAGAGAGCCUGCGCAAGGUGAAGGAGGCCUGUUUCCCCACCACAGACGACUCCAAAUGGCAAUCGGCCAUCGACAACACGCUCUGGCUGAAGCACAUCAGAUGCGUCCUGGCCGGCGCUGUCCGGAUAGUCGACAAGGUGGAGACCAUGAGCACUUCGGUGGUGGUGCACUGCUCCGAUGGCUGGGAUCGCACGGCGCAGCUGACUGCCCUCUCGAUGCUGCUGCUGGAUCCUCACUAUCGCACUGUGCGCGGCUUUGAGGUGCUCAUCGAGAAGGAGUGGCUGUCCUUCGGGCACAAGUUCCAGCAGCGCGUUGGCCAUGGCGACAACAAGCAUUCCGAUGCGGAUCGCUCGCCGGUUUUCCUGCAGUUCAUUGACAGCGUGUGGCAGGUGGGCCAGCAGUUCAACAACGCCUUCGAGUUCAAUGAGCAUUUCCUCAUAACCAUUGUGGAUCAUCUGUACUCGUGUCGAUUCGGCACCUUCCUGUGCAACACCGAAGCCGAGCGUGUGGCCGAGGAUCUUAAGCACAAGACUACAUCCCUUUGGACGCACAUUAACUCCUCGUUGGAUCAGUAUUUAAAUCCGCUAUUCCCCUCGUUCACGCACGGCGCGGAGCUUGUGUUGCGGCCCAUUGCCAGUGUGCGCGCCGUGCGGCUGUGGAAGGGUCUGUACUGCCGCUGGAAUCCGGGUCUGUGUGCACCCCAGCACGGAUGCCAGCGCACACGCGAACUGCUCUCGAAGCAGGAUCUGCUGUUCAAGCAUGUGAAUGAGCUGCGGCUCAAGUCGAAUACUCGCAGCAACAACAUGCAGACAACAACGCGACUGGCAUCGCCAAUGCAUUAAUACCCGUAGUAUUUCCCUUUAAUUAUUCCUUUAUAAAUAUUAAUCGUAUAAAUAUACAUACAAUAUUCAAUGUGA
Molecule: messenger RNA, 2058 nt
Organism: Drosophila obscura
Lineage: Eukaryota; Metazoa; Arthropoda; Insecta; Diptera; Drosophilidae
Gene: mtm
Product: myotubularin-related protein 2
Exons: 2
Coding region: 124-1983 (619 amino acids)
Biological process (GO): dephosphorylation
Molecular function (GO): phosphatidylinositol-3,5-bisphosphate 3-phosphatase activity
Source: RefSeq, a predicted model, not a curated record